Messenger RNA from Eublepharis macularius, 1603 nucleotides. RefSeq names its product trafficking protein particle complex subunit 5-like. Gene Ontology annotation, biological process: endoplasmic reticulum to Golgi vesicle-mediated transport. The record is from RefSeq and is a predicted model, not a curated record. Gene Ontology annotation, cellular component: TRAPPI protein complex; TRAPPIII protein complex; TRAPPII protein complex. The coding region runs from base 51 to 617 and encodes 188 amino acids. The transcript is spliced from 2 exons. Lineage: Eukaryota; Metazoa; Chordata; Lepidosauria; Squamata; Eublepharidae.
CAACAGUCGUAAAGGGCGGAAGUGGGAGCUACAGCGUCAUUAUUUGCACCAUGGAUGCACGCUUUACUCGUGGGAAGUCGGCUAUCCUUGAGCGAUCACUAACCCGACCAAAGACAGAUGUCAGUCUCAGUGCCUUUUCACUGCUCUUCUCUGAGAUUGUACAGUACUGCCAGAACCGGGUAUACUCUGUCUCAGAGCUUCAGAACAAGCUUUCUGAACUUGGACAGCAGGUGGGAGCCCGCAUCCUGGAUGUUCUGGUGAUGCGGGAGAAAAAUGGUAAGCGAGAAACAAAAGUCAUCAACAUCCUGCUCUUCAUCAAGGUGACUGUGUGGAAGGCACUCUUUGGGAAGGAGGCUGAUAAGCUGGAGCAAGCCAAUGACGAUGACAAGACCUACUACAUCAUUGAAAAGGAGCCCCUCAUCAACACAUACAUUUCUGUGCCCAAGGAGAAUAGCACUCUCAACUGUGCCUCCUUCACAGCAGGCAUCGUGGAGGCCAUGCUCACCUGCAGUGGCUUCCCUGCUAAGGUCACAGCCCACUGGCACAAGGGCACCACCCUCAUGAUCAAAUUUGAUGAGUCUGUUAUAGCGCGUGACAAAGCUCUGGAUGGCCGCUGAGUACAUGGUCUCUGAACUAAUCUGAAUUGUUCUUGUAUAUAUGUACUGUGACAGGAUUUUGAAAUAGCUGCCCUGACCACGUUUGAACUGUGUGUAGUGUGGGAAAACCAGUUGUUACAUCCCAUACGCUAGUUAUGACAGUGAACUUUUCUUCGGCAUUGGUACUAAUUACCCAGGACCAUUUAUUUUUCAGAAAUCUUCCCGGAUUCUAUUCUUAAUCUUUGCAAGAUUGAAAGUUGGACAGGCAAUGGAGAUUAUACAUUUCCCUGCCACGGUGUAGCUUAGCCAGUGAGCAGGGCUUAGGUCAGUGGACAUAACAUAAGAUGUAAGGCAUUUUUCUCUCCUUUUAAGCUACAUUUCUUUGUUGCUGCUCUACUGAAGUCAUACCUAGAGAAUAGUUCUGAAGCAUGAAUGUGGAUGGUCUGUUUGCAUUUAGAACGAGCUAGAAAGUUCUUGUGGCCAUGUGUUGCUGCUUAGGUGGCCUCGAUGAGUUCUCGUUGGGUGCUCUGUCUUACUUGCGCUCGUGUCUGUGGGAAUGAGCUGGAACUGGUUUAGCAAAGUCAUUUUAUUCUGCAAACUCUUAAUCAUUAUGUUCUGGCAGCCUUUAAUGCUGGUCUGAAAACAGAAAGACAGCAGAGGUCUAAAUCUAAUACUUCUCCCCCCAGUCAGGCUUGGAAUGUGCUGAGUAAUGCAUGUUUGGGAAUGUUUGAGAGCUUGAUCCCCAAGAACAGUCCACCCUUAACUGAUAACAUAGCAGAAAAUGGCCAUCUCUGACAAGGAUUCCCAUGGAUGGGUGUGUGUGUGUGUGUGUGUUUCAUUAUUUCGUUUCUAAAAAAGAAAAUACCAAGAACCUAUAGUUGAAAGAAGAUUGCUUGCUGGGCUAUUUUUUAAAAAUAGUUUCAAAUUAUUCCAUUAAAUACUAAAGGUUCUGAACAGUCUGUCCUUGUUGCUCUCCUACUCAGUUAAUAAACUAUGUUGAAUAACCA